AGCUCCACACUGCGAGUCAGUUGUCAAUAUCGGCUAGUUAGUCGUCCGCGUUUGCGACAGACGCUGUGUCUAACUUAAUGCAAUACGACUCCAAGUACGUCGGACACUGAAUGAGGGUCAUUACUUAAGGAUGGAGCAACUCUUUGUCAGUCUUCAAUGCUUCACAGGAAGACGACAGGCAGGUGCCCAGUUGAGAUAUUGUGUGAUGAAAUAAAUGAACUGGAAAUUUGUUUGAACAUUCAAUUCACUGGGAAAAUUUUAAAAUUCACAUCAGAUGCCUUUAUAUGGAGAAGAUGGCCUCGUGUGUUUGAAGUUUCGACAGAGUGAAGAACUAAGGUGGGAAACUGGGCUCCUUUGAAAGCUCCUCCUCAGUGUCAUAACUAACCUCUGCAGAUGGAGCUGCAUUACAAAAUCUAUGAGAGGACCCUCGUGUAGUGGUACUGGAAGCUGAUAAAGAUGGUUCCACUUGUUACUGUGACAUCAUCCAUUAAUAAGAUAUGCAGGAUGGAUUCUCAUCAAACUGAAAAUACCCAGAAUUACAUUACCGUCAUACCUAUUGAGUACCCGAGAAGCAGGGUGUAUCCUCAAACACAGGAAUAUGUGGUCGAUCAGUACAGUGACUACUUGAGGGAUCGGAGUCGUGAUGAAUACGUACGUGGCGACUACAACAUAAACUCCGAACCGAAGUUCGACGAAGUGGGCCCGCUGUACACGGUGUCCCAGAGGUUCGAGAGGGAGAAGCCGCCCCCGCCGGCGCUAGCCCACGUGGGCGCCGGCAGCUACCGGCACGACGUUGAGCGUGAGUGGGAGCGGUCGCUGCACCCCCACCCCCACGCCCACCCCCACCUGCCCUCCUCUGCGGCAGACCGCCAGCAGGACUGCGGAGCCGGCAAGUGCUCCGACGUCUCUGGAGACGACCAGCUCGUGUCCCAGGUUUCACCACCACGGUUCCUGAAUACAUGCAUAUACCUCAUGUCGAAAGUCGUCUUAAACAUGGAGAUAGAGGAUGGCUACAGUGCCACUGUCCAAGAGUUAGUGCAGUACAUAAUGCAAGAAGAAGAACUGGCUCUGCCAAGAGUGGCUUCAAACAUAUUCACAUUGUGGAUGUGUUCGGGACUUCUCGAAAUACAGUUGAAGCUGUUUCAUAAGCCAUUUGAUGUUAGGAAGAGAUGGCAAUCACUAGUUUCGCAGUACACCAAUGCCACGGACUCACAGAUCGACAGGGAUGAACCGAUAUUGUCAUUCCAGCGAAAUGUUUUCUUUUCGAAACGUGAUGAAGAAAAAAUUAAAGACCAAAAACUUCUGGAUCUCUUAUAUGAUGAAGCAAAGUAUAACAUCUUAGAAGGAAGAUAUCCGUGUGAGAUAUCCCAUUAUAUAAUGUUAGGUGGCAUACAAGCACGUAUUGAGUUGGGUCCGUAUGUGCCACAAGUACAUACUACACAGUUCUUCAGAGAACACCAGCGUAAAUUUUUACCCACACACGUGAGUCGUAGUAACUGGUCAUGGUUGCGAAUCAGUGGUAAAAAUUCACCAGAAGUCAGACUUCUGGAACAGUUCAAGCGCAUUCCUUCCAACACACCAGUCAGAAAACUGAUCAGAAAGUACCUCGAGUUUUGUUGGUCACUUCCUUAUUAUGGAGGAGCAUUCUUCCGUGGUCAGGUGGAGCAACCGGUACGAGGCCUGACUUCAUUGAUCACUCAUCAAGAUGUGUCUGUACUGGUUGCCAUCAACACUCAAGGAGUGUACAUCAUAGAUGAUAUUCAGUGUACACUUUUGUUGGGUUUAAAAUAUGAGGAGAUGUCAUGGGAUUUUGCAAAACCUUCACAAGAGGACAAUCCAGACUGCCUUCCCUGCCUUUUUCUGCAGUUUAUGGUGUUAGAAAAUGGAACAAGGGUCUCAAAAAUUCUACAGGUGUUUUCAAAGCAGGCUGUGAUGAUGGAUGCUUUAAUUUCAGUCUUCGUGGACGAAAUAAAACAGAAGACAACCACUUAUGCCGAUGAGCCCGAUCGCCCAGUUUACGAUACGUCGACUGACAGUGACGAUACACAGGUUCCAUUAACUACAGUGAAUCGGCGAGAACUUCCUCAGUCGUGUUUGAGCAACAAAUUGAGCAAGCUAACUCUUGCAACAUUUGACGAAGAUGGACGUUGUAUUGGUCAGAUGGGCUCUUGGUCAUUCAGUUAUUAGACUCCCAGUAUUUACAGGCACCCUUUUCUUCUCAAAUAUGUGGUGUAGCUGAAUAAUCAUCCUGUGUAAAAUUACAUGGGAUCAUAUGUGCUAUGGCUACUUCUGCUGGAUACCGGGCCAUACAGCAAUCCAGGCAGAAGAUCAAAUAACUGAGGAACCCGCAGGGAAGAUGACAAGACAAUCCUGGGGGUCCGGCUUCUCACUGCUGAGCUGAGACAGAGAUCCAUGCAGGAGUGGCUGUGGCUGGCAGUGAGGGACAAUAAAUGAGAUGACCACCCUACCAUGCUGUACCUUCUGUCAGUCACUCUGGCAGGGUGAAGUCAUUCCGACCCUUUCUCCAAAUAGGACAUCAUCGUCUUAGUCUGUGGCAUUUGUGGCAUAGGAAUCGGCGUAUUCCUCAUUUUCAAUGUGAUCACUUAUGUAGGAACCUGCCCUCUAUUCUGUACGAUGAUGAGACGAGUGUGAUAAAAUCCUUAAAAUCUCAUGUAGUGUGUACGUUUGAGGCUAAGCUUUUAUGAACAAAGUUUGCAUUUUAUGUUCAGCUGUGACUGUUUUGUCUUUAGUUAUUUCGUGCAUCUUCAGUGAUUUGAUACAUCUACACAUACACACACAUUUUAACUAACAUAUGCCACAUAAAAAGCAGAAAGUGUUUGUAUGAGAGGGUAUAGGGGAGGGGGUGGGCAGAUAAGUAGGGCAAAUGUAUUGUGAGAAAGGCCCCUCGGAGGAGGUGGGGGAUGGAGGAUUGCAGUCCGCCACAUGGGCAGGCACUAAACAUAUGUUGAAAAAUUGUUCUUGUUAGAUACGGUAGUGAAGACCACCAAUACUCUAUUAAGUGCAACAGCUGCAUUAUUGUUUUCUUAUUUAAUGAAGUGACAUCUGGUGUUACAGUAUACAUGGAUGUUAUAACAGAAAGAAAAAUAAACAUGAGCUCAGAAUAUACAGGCAGCCCCUACACACUAGCAUAAUUAUCCACAACCGAUCUACUUACUUAGUAACACAAAAAAGCCAGCUUCCGAUACUUACUACACAGAAUGAACAGAACACCUGUGAAUAAAAGUGAUUAAAUGGAAGAACUAAACACAGUAAAGCAAAGAACAUUGUAGAAUGCCUAUAAUAUGAAGACAAUAGAUAAAAUAACAACAUGUAGUCAUGAAACACACACAUCAAGGACUCAGCAUAGCAUAAAGAACUAACGGCACAAUACAGAACAUACUUGAAACACAAACCAUUAACACUGAUAAAUGUAGCCAAUCUGGUAUCUACCAGUUAACAUGCAAUUGCCGUCAAUCUGCGUACAUGGGCCACUUGUAUAGGAAUUUAAAAGAAUAGUAGAAAGUAAUAGUUACCACUCAACAUUUACAGACCACCAAAUGCCCUAGGAUCACCACACAACAAUCAUAGAAACAUAUUUGAAAAUUCUUGAAAAUAGCAAUAGCUGGCACCAGAAAUCAACACCAGAAGAGAAAUAUCAUAUCCAAAAAUCAUUAGCCCAAGGAAAAAAAUGAACUAAAUGAAUAUACAUCACUCCACAUUAAAAUUCAGUUUGCCACUAUCAAUACCUGUAUAAGUAACACCCCCUCCCCCCCCCCCCAUACACACACACACACACACACACACACACACACACACACACACACUCUAUGCAGCUGCUAUAAAAUAUUAUACGACAAGUGAAAAUCUUGUGUUUUGUGACAAAGUAAACAAAAAUGCAUGUGUAAUCAUCAAAACUUCCAUUAACCAAUGAAAUCGGUGUUUCAACACACCAAAAAUGAUGGAAAAUAAGGCUAUAGAUUAAAAAAUCUCGAGUCAUGUGGUAAAUAACUCAGUAUUGAGUCUGAAAUGGAUGAAAAGCAGAAGAUAGAAAUAAUUUUGUUGUCUGCAGGAUGACAGGCUGUAAAAUGGAUAGUACACUAGUGUCCAAAAUUUAAGCAAUGAAUAGAAAUUUUGCAAGAUUGCAUUUAAUUUUCCACAAAACAGUAUAAACAGGUGAUAACGAAGUAGAAACAAUGUAAAGAAUAUAUAUAAACAACUGCAAAAUGCUUAACAGUAUACGAAAAUGUCCUUUGUUUUUUCCAACUUAACAGAUUUGCUCACACAUUGUGACAACAGGCUAAUGUGCUCAAUAAGGGUUGUGACCACCUCUGGUGGUAAUACAGGCCUGACAGCGACGGAGCAUGCUGUAAAUAAUGUCAUCAAUGUCAUGUUGAGGCAAUAAUGCCCAUUAUUCCUGUGGAGCCGUUCACAAGGCCUGGAGAGUGGUUGGUGGAUGUUGACAUGAUGCAACUGGUUUGCCUAAUGCAUCACAGACAUGCAAACAAGAAGAGCAGUAUCUUCUGUUUCUAAGGAAAUAUCAGUCACUUGUGCUCUAUUAGGUCACAUGUUAUCCAUCAAAAUGAAGUCUUGGCACGCAACACCUCGCAGUAAUUGUACAUGAAAUCCCAAGAUCUCGUCACGAUAUCUGACACCAAUUAAACAUUUCCGAUUCACCUGCAAAAUUUCAUGAAGAGGUGUUCGAGUGGUCAACAUAAUCCCUCCACACACCCUUAGCAAUCCUCCUUAUAGUUGGUCUCUUUCCACAAUUUUCGGGUCUCAAAAUUGUGUUCUACAUUCCCUUCAGAUGCGAAUCUGUCGAGCGAGAUUCACUCUCCAGACCAAAUCGGGACUCAUCUGUGAAAAGAACAUUUCCCACUGUUCAACUGUCCACAUGGGAUGUUGAUGACUCCACUCUAGACAUUCUCUUCUGCGAAGACGCGUCAGAGGCACACAUACAGCAGGUCUCCGACAAUAAAGGUCACUCUAUCGAAGCCUUCUCUACACUGUUUGCUUCUAUACAACGUGUCCAGUGAAUUCUGCGACGUCAGAUGCCAGUUGCUGCACAGUACUAAGGCAGUCUCAUUCUGCCUGUACAGUCAAGUAAUGGUCCUCUCUUUCUGAUGUCACACACAGUCGGCCCUGCCCUGGUCAUCGGGAUGCAGUUUUGGUCUCUAUAAAGUGUCUCCAUAUCUGAGAUACAACAGAACAAUUCACAUUUAGCCUUUGGGCCACAUCAGUUUGUGACUGUCCUGCUUCCAUUCUUCUUAUGGAGCUCCAUUGCAGUGUGUCUGUGACUGUGUACAUAGCAAUUGUGGAUAUGGAAGUACCCAGCAAACACUAGUCUGUUUGACAGAUGCUCUGAGGUCAUUGUUAACAUAGUUUUCUGUUGACCAAAAUGCUACCGUCCAUGCAGAACAUGAUCAGAUAGACAUCUGUUGAGAGUUUGAAUCAAAUUAGACACAGAACAGAAACAGUGGUUUGUUGCUUUAAUUUUAGACACCAGUGUAGAUGGCAAAGCUACGACAGCAUGUUCCGAUUUCCACCAAGUGGUCAAAACGUGGUCCUGUCAUGUUAACUCAGCUCAUCCUCUUUCUUCAGUUUGUAUGAUUAUAUCGUGAAUUAGACACAUGACAUAGAAACAGCAGUUCUUUGCUUUAAGUUUGGACACCAGUGUAGUUAUAAAGCUUCCAGCACAAAAUAACUUGUAUCAUGCAAGGUAUCUGUAAAAUUAAAUAAAUAUUUGUUUUUCAUGCUAGUA
Molecule: messenger RNA, 5758 nt
Organism: Schistocerca nitens (vagrant locust)
Lineage: Eukaryota; Metazoa; Arthropoda; Insecta; Orthoptera; Acrididae
Gene: Bili
Product: putative FERM domain-containing protein FRMD8P1
Exons: 15
Coding region: 457-2187 (576 amino acids)
Biological process (GO): negative regulation of canonical Wnt signaling pathway
Cellular component (GO): cytoskeleton; plasma membrane
Source: RefSeq, a predicted model, not a curated record